Molecule: messenger RNA, 1026 nt
Organism: Plasmodium falciparum 3D7
Lineage: Eukaryota; Apicomplexa; Aconoidasida; Haemosporida; Plasmodiidae
Product: rifin
Exons: 2
Coding region: 1-1026 (341 amino acids)
Source: RefSeq, a predicted model, not a curated record
AUGAAGGUCCAUUAUAUUAAUAUAUUAUUGUUUACUCUUCCAUUAAAUAUAUUGGAGCAUAAUCAAAGGAACCAUAAGAAAACUAUACUUCGUACACCCAAAACUAAACCAACAAGAACACAUAGAACAUUAUGCGAAUGCAAAUUAUAUGCACCGUCUAACUAUGAAAAUGACCCGGACAUGAAGGAACUAAUGGAAAAUUUUAAUCGUCAAACGUCUGAACGAUUUCGCCAAUAUGACGAAAAAAUACAAGAUAAACGAAAACAAUGUAAAGAAAAAUGUGAAAAAGAUAUACAAAAAAUUAUUUUAAAAGAUAAAAUCGAAAAAGAACUGACAGAAAAUAUUGGAGCAUUACAAACUGAUAUAAGAACUGAGGAUAUACCCACAUGUGUUUGCGAAAAAUCAAUAGCAGAUAAAACAGAAAAAGUUUGUGUUAACUGUGGAAAAACUAUGGGAGCGGUUGCACCUGCUUGGGGUCUGGUUAGUGGUUUGGGUUAUGCAGCAUGGAUGAAUUAUGUUGCUGGGUUUGCUGCCAAAGCUGCUACAAAUGCAGGUGUCAAGGAAGCAAUUAAGGGAUUAGGAAAUAUCUAUUUUCUAAAUGAGUUUUCUUAUAUAGAUUUAGCUACAAAAGUUACUGCAACAAAUUUUGAUAAAACAGUGGAGCUUAUUCAAAUUGUGAACGGAGUAAGUAAUAUGUGUGGAAAAUCUGGAUUAGCAGACGAUACAGCAUUUUGCAUGGCAAAAGAAGUUAUAAGUAAAAAACCUGGUAUGUUGUUUGCUAGAACUAUUUCUCAGAAGACAGCAAAAGUUGCAGCAGAUGCUGGUCAAGCUGCUAAAACUGCAGCAGCUAAUGAGACUGCCAAAUUCGCAACAAAUACUAUUAUAUUAACUAAUACUAUAAUUUCUUCCAUUGUUGCAAUAGUAGUUAUAGUUUUGGUUAUGGUAAUUAUUUAUUUAAUUUUACGUUAUCUCAGAAAAAGUAAAAUGAAGAAAAAAUUGCAUUAUAUAAAAUUAUUAAAAGAAUAG